Molecule: messenger RNA, 1611 nt
Organism: Caenorhabditis briggsae
Lineage: Eukaryota; Metazoa; Nematoda; Chromadorea; Rhabditida; Rhabditidae
Exons: 7
Coding region: 1-1611 (536 amino acids)
Biological process (GO): peptidyl-serine phosphorylation; signal transduction
Cellular component (GO): cytoplasm; nucleus
Molecular function (GO): protein serine/threonine kinase activity; ATP binding
Source: RefSeq, a predicted model, not a curated record
AUGGCAGCAACAAUCGCCCCGGUCGUAGCAACUCCAGCGACUCCAGCUGUUCUGACGCCGCCAGCUCCGAAGCCAAAAGAAAAGGGACCUGCGUGUAAAUUAUCUACUAUCAUAAACGGGCAAUUUGUGAUGGUCCAAAUGAUUGGCAAAGGUGGAUACGGAGUGGUCUACGAAGUGAUUCGUCGUGACUCUCCGAACGUCCGAUUCGCCUGUAAAGCCGAGCUGGCACUAGCACAUAAUAAUCUGAAAACAGAAUGGGAUCUGAUGACAUUACUAAAGGAUAACAAAUCGAAACAUAACAUUAUCGGCGUUGAAUUGGGAAGUGAGAGGAAUUACAACUACAUCAUCAUGCAUCUUGUCGGUCCAUCGUUAGCCGACUUGAGGAAGAAUAUUCCGAAUAAGUCAUUCACCUUGUAUACUACAACGGUUUGUGGAAUUCAGUGCUUCGAUUCGUUGGUGGAAAUUCAAAGACUUGGAUACAUUCAUCGAGAUGUCAAACCAUCAAAUUUUGCAAUUGGAGUGCUUGGUUCGGAUGAAGAGAAAUUGGUUUAUGUUUUGGAUUUUGGAUUGUGCCGGAAUAUGUUUAACAAAAGCAAAGAGCUUCGAAAGCCACGUAUGAAAGCUCCAUUCCGCGGGACCAUUCCUUAUUGUUCUCUGAAUAUUCACCAGAGAAUGGAACCGGGACGUCACGACGACUUCUGGUCACUUCUCUACAUGAUGAUCGAGUUUCAUUUGUCUGACUUGCCAUGGGAAAAUAUGACAAAAGAGAACACGAAAAAAGAAAAAGAGUCGAAAAUUGAUUCACUUUUGGGGAAAUGUCCACUGGAAUUUCAGAUGAUUCGCUGCUAUCUGACGUCUUUGUGUUAUUCAAGAGAACCUGAUUACGCGAAAAUUCGGGGAGUUUUAUGUCAAAUCAUGAUUAAGAACAAGUUCACUCCGGAUAUGCCACUGGAUUGGCAGAAUGGGGGACCGUAUGAAAACAUUUUCAAGCCUCUGGCAGCAGUGGUGAAACAUAAAAAAAGUAAGAAGAAAGUGGAUCUAUCAGAACUGCUAGAUCUUCCAAAACCAGGAACAGCCCCGCUGUACACGAUGAGAGACUUCCCAACACCGGGUGAACAAGAACAGCCAAGAGAUGAAUCCGUGUCCAAAAGUGAUGACACAAUUAUCGAAAAAGAAGGGCCGCCUCCAGCUCCGAAACCCAUUCCAAAACCAACUAUUUUGCCGGCGCCAGUCCUCAAAAACUCGAAUGAGAAUCAUCACAAAGCAGGCACAACUAUCAGCGUUAAACCAACAACACCUGCUCAACGUUCCACUGGAGAACACAACAGUCUCAAACCGUUGGCUCCAACUGGUCCGGGUGCUCGUUCUCCAACUCAUCAUUUGAGUUUGAAGCCAUUGACAGCAGUUCCUCAACCACCCACUACUAUCAAGCAAAGUGUUAGAAGAGUGCCUGUACAUCGUCACAAAUCAGAUAAUGAUUCUGUAAAACCAGGUGCCGUGUCGAAGCAUAAUCCGACUACGAUGACUGCCAAAGUUCAACAUCCGACACCGCCGUUUAAUGGAUCAGUGGCGGCUCCCGCUAUGAUGAUUCCUCCAACGCCUAGAAAAUGA